Molecule: messenger RNA, 903 nt
Organism: Naegleria fowleri
Lineage: Eukaryota; Heterolobosea; Eutetramitea; Acrasida; Naegleriidae
Exons: 3
Coding region: 1-903 (300 amino acids)
Biological process (GO): phospholipid metabolic process
Molecular function (GO): phosphatidate phosphatase activity
Source: RefSeq, a predicted model, not a curated record
AUGGAAUGGCUUGUCGUCCUCGUGACAGGUGUCAUUGCUCUCAUUGUGUUCCAUGUUCCAUAUCCUCAAACCUUGUACUUUCGUUUGGAUGAUCCACGUAUUGGUUAUCCCAAUUUGGGAGUUCAGACAAUUCCAUUUAAUUUGAUUGUGAUUGUGUUUGUGGUGAGUGUGCCGAUUGGAUCCUUGUUGGUGUUUCAGUUGGUGUUUAUAAGGAAUAUUCAUGAUUUGCAUCACAUGUUAUUGGGAUAUAUUCAGUCCUUGUGUUUCAGCAUGUUAUUCAUGAUGUUCUUUUGGUUCUUCUAUCCCGAUUACCGACCAAGUUUUCUCUCCGAAUGCAAUCCUAUUCCGUCUCGAGUUCAAGCUCUUCACAAACAACGAGCCAAUCCAUUCAAUUCCAUUACCUAUUAUUUACCUCAAGAGAUUUGUUCACAUCCGGAAAGAUAUUUAGGCAUGAAAGUGAAUAUCACUCCAGCUUUCCCGAGUGGACAUGCUUCGAAUUUGUUUGCUGUAUGGAUUUAUGUCUUGUUGUACUUGUUUGCGAAAACAAAGGCUCUCUCCUUAAUGCAAGAUCGAAACAAGUACAAUCAUAGAAAUGGUUCUCUCACAAGUACUGCUCGAAGAGGAAUUCUCUUCUUUCCAUUUGUGACUUUAUUGAUAUUGGCAUGUGCUGUUUGGAUUGGGGUAUUUUCUCGAGUGUUGGAUUAUCAACACACGUGGACUCAAGUUAUUGUUGGAACCAUUAUUGGGGUGUUUUGUGGGGUUUUGGUCUACAUGUACAAGUUUGGAAGUUUGUUUGGACAUAAUUCACACAUACCAUUGUAUUAUUAUUGGAAAGAGGAGUAUGAAAGUUCUUAUGAAAAACCAGAUGAAGAAGCUUCAAAUGAAAUGAACAGACGCCCUUAA